AUCCGAGAGCAGUGCAGUCUGGGCUUUUGCUGCAAAACACAGAGCUGGCGUAACUGGCUAGCUAGCUGACCACUUGAAAUGGACGUGUUCUUAAUGAUCCGGCGUCACAAGACCACAAUCUUCACAGAUGCCAAGGAGUCCACCACUGUCUAUGAGCUGAAGCGUAUUGUCGAGGGAAUACUUAAAAGACCACCCGAGGACCAGCGACUCUACAAAGAUGAUCAGCUGCUAGAGGAUAGCAAAACUCUGGGUGACUCUGGAUUCACCAACCAGACUGCCAGACCUCAAGCCCCAGCUACAGUCGGUCUGGCCUUUCGUAUUAAUGAUGAGAUGUUUGAGCAGCUGCACAUCGAGGCCUUUUCCAGCCCCCCGGAACUCCCUGAUGUGAUGAAGCCUCAGGACUCUGGUAGCACUGCUAAUGAACAGGCAGUGCAGUGAUGGCAGAGGCAGGAAGCGAGCAUCGGCGGGAAGGAUGGAAGUGGCAGUGUGCAGAUUAACUGCGGUGAAGAAGUAGCGGGGUGGAGGAUGUGUAAAAUAGUUUCAUUUGAUUGGAUGGGGACGUUUUAGGUAACCAAGCCGAUCCAUGUUACCUUCAUGUUGUCAUCUCAACAUCCUCCCCACACGUUUUUGUUGUUUUUUUUGUUUGUUUGUUUUUUAACUCUAUUGAUUUCCACAUCACAUGCAGUUCAGCUCCUUGAAUUUGCUCCUAAGCACCGAGUGAAGAAGUUGGUUUGGAAAGUGUGAUUGUGUGUAUGCGUGCGUGUGUGUGUGCGUG
Molecule: messenger RNA, 775 nt
Organism: Pundamilia nyererei
Lineage: Eukaryota; Metazoa; Chordata; Actinopteri; Cichliformes; Cichlidae
Product: transcription elongation factor B polypeptide 2-like
Exons: 4
Coding region: 79-438 (119 amino acids)
Biological process (GO): transcription elongation by RNA polymerase II
Cellular component (GO): elongin complex; VCB complex
Molecular function (GO): protein binding
Source: RefSeq, a predicted model, not a curated record